Molecule: messenger RNA, 3861 nt
Organism: Gigantopelta aegis
Lineage: Eukaryota; Metazoa; Mollusca; Gastropoda; Neomphalida; Peltospiridae
Product: receptor-type guanylate cyclase gcy-12-like
Exons: 4
Coding region: 119-3106 (995 amino acids)
Biological process (GO): intracellular signal transduction; protein phosphorylation; cyclic nucleotide biosynthetic process
Cellular component (GO): ATP-binding cassette (ABC) transporter complex
Molecular function (GO): protein kinase activity; ATP binding; phosphate ion binding
Source: RefSeq, a predicted model, not a curated record
GGAAUCUCCACAUUGAAACUGUGUUUUUCUAUAUUACAGGACAGUAUUUUCUAUAUAAUUACAGAACCUUAUUUUUUGUGUUAAAGAAGAGAAUUUUCUAUGUUUCAGGCCAGCAUAAAUGACGGUUGCCAUGAUGUGGUGUAAAGGUGAACAGUGUUUCUUUUUGGUCAUCGUGACGUCAUUUCUCCGAAAGUCGUGGCAGAUGGUAAACAUCAGCGGCGCGGGAGCCUCGUUUCCGCUCAACGUGUACACAUCGUGGAUGCCCGGUUUUGAGACGUAUCGGCAUCGGUUCAAGGAUGUUGAUAUUACGUAUGAGAGCAUCGGCAGCGGCGGCGGAAAAGCCCGAAUUAAAAACGAAACCGGUCCCCCGGUAGAUUAUGCCGGGUCAGAUUCUCCGUUGUCAGAUGAGGAUUACCAAAAAUAUCCGGACCUUGAAAUGUUUCCAACCAUGGCAGGGGCUGUCGUUUGCGUGUUCAAUCUACCUGGAAUACUCCACCUCAACAUGACGAUUCAUCAGCUGGCUAGAAUAUACAGUGGACAGAUCACUUGGUGGAAUGACUCAUCUCUAGUGGAAAUAAACCCCAAAGUCACCUUACCACACAAAAAGAUCAUUACCAUCGCGAGGCGUGACAAGUCCGGUACAACAGAGAUUUUCACAAGGACAAUCAGCGCUGUUGAUUCCAUCUGGCAGCAGCAGUAUGGAGUCUUCAGCUCGGGGUUGGACGACAAUGAUAAGCCGUACCAUUGGGACCCCGAGGCUGUUCGCGUGUUUGGCCUGACGAACAAAGGCCUGUCGGGUAUGCUGCUGUCCAUUCGAUAUUCCAUCGGCUACCUCAUCUUGUCUGAAGCAGCGUCAACGAAACUGGGCUACGCGUUUCUACAGAACAGAGCAGGCCACUUCAUCGCCCCAACCACCACUGCUGUCCAGAAAGCCAUGACGGCCACCAUCUCUAGAUUCAAGUCGAAAAUGACGGCCUCGCUGUCAAAUCCUCUGGGAAAUAAAUCCUAUCCAAUGGCUGGGUAUACAUACUUCAUCAUUAGGAAAACUAAGAUUACCAACUGUGAGACGGCUAAAGAACUCGUCAGAUAUAUUGAAUGGUUCUUCACUAACCGCAUCGCAAAGGAAUACUGCUUAAAGUCUAACAUGGUGCCUUUGCCCUUCAGUUUGUACCAUCGCAUCAUUAACAUGAUUUUGUACAAGGUAACUUGCCAUGGUCAUAAUGUGCAUGCUAUGAUUAGGGCAGAAAACAACAAAAAGAGUGAAAUCAUCGAGACUUGGGAACUUGCACUGUACAUCUGCGCCUCACUGUUCGGAGUGUUAGUCAUCGCGGGGGCUGUGUAUUACGCAGUGAUUAAGACGAAGACCUGGAGAGAGGUACUUGAAAAUAAAUGGAAAAUAGAAUCUUUUGAGAUCGAUUUCUGCAGCGUAUCUAUGCCCAAAUUUAACACCAGAACCACUAGACAUAUAGUGUUCAUCAAAAACAAAAUCCAACCAUCUCCAGAAGGUGAUUUUCAUCCCGUGACUCCCACAAUGCCGUCUCAGGUGGGAGAAUGGCAAGGGAAAAUGGUGUAUCUGAAAUCACUGGAGAUGCAUCGAUAUUUGUCAUACGACAAGAAAAAGAAAUUGCUGUGGAUGGCGAAGACGAUACAGCAUAAGAACGUGACCAGGUUUUACGGUAUUUCUCACUUAAAUGACGUGUAUCACUCCGUGAUGGACUACCACACGAAAGGAUCACUGUCACAGUUUCUACACCAGUCAAAUCUGAAAACAAACAAUGAUUUAAAUUUCUCCAUUUCUUACGAGAUUGUCAGCGGGAUGAAAUUCCUGCACAAGAACAACAUAGUGCAUGGGGAUUUGUGCAGCAAAAACUGUUAUUUUGACAAUAACUGGUCCCUAAAGAUCAGCGACUGGCAUUGCGAAAUACUCGAAGCCCGAACCCGAAAACAUGUGGACUAUGAUAAUAUCAAGAAUGUAACCACCUUUGAUGAUAAAGCGUUCUGGACUGCUCCCGAAUUGCUACAGCGGAACGGAGUGGUGACCAAAAGCAGCGAUGUCUAUAGUUUUGGCAUGGCAAUGCAUGAGAUAUUUAGCAGAAAUGAGCUUUACUCAGAAUUCUCAAACAGCAAAAGCCCUGGCGAGGUUCUAGUGGACAUCAUAUCGACGUCUCUGCGACCAAGGUUGUCUUCCAAAACGCCUUACAUGGCGCAGGUCAUAAUGGAGUUGGCGUGGGAUAGUGAUGCCGAGAUUCGGCCAUCAUUUGCCACAAUAGAGGAUAAGAUAAUGAAAACCAGCACCAGAGGACACGUCGUGGUGGACUCUAUCAUUCACCUUCUGGAGGACUACAUCGGCGAACUGGAAGAGACUGUGGAGAAAAUAGAAACCAGAGACAAGACGAUGUCGCGUGACAAAACACCAGAUAAGCAAUCGAAUCAAACUAAAUUACCGGAUAAGAAUUCGAAUGAAGCACCAGUCACCUCAGCUAUACGGCUUUCUUCAAUGCCGGAUGGAAGACCUAAGCCGCUUGAAUUUUGUUCAGUGACCGUGGUAGUGUGUAAUGUGUACGAUUUCCAUUCGUUGGUGACGAGAUUUCCACCGGGUCUCAUUGUCGAGAUGCUGACCAAGCUGUUUCAAGCACUCGAUGACAUAACGCUCAAACUGGACAUCUACAGACUCGACUUGUCCUCCACCAGCUACAAGGCUGUGGCCGGCUUGCCAGAGACUUGCGAAAACCACGCACAGAUUGCUGCACAGGCGGCUCUGGAGUUUGCGACCGUGGCGCGAACUGUUUUUGUCCAUCCACUCACUAAAGAAACCACGAGACUGAAGGUCGGCUUGAGUUCUGGUUCUGUGUUUGUCAGCUGCACAAAGACCGGUAAACAGGGUUGCCGAUACUUCUUUUUUGGCGAUGCUCUUAUGAUAUCGGCGAAGAUGGCUGAAUAUGCACACAAAACCACAGUGCUUGCGUCGGAGUCGACGAAAGAACUACUUGGUGCAGAGUUCCUCACUGUUCCAAAGUUGGAUCUGAUCCCUUGGAAAGACACAUCACUUAGAACAUUCUGGCUGAUCGGCAACAAAAACUCGCCAGACAAACAACAGUUGGAUUAAGCCGCUGAUGGAAGUUGACAGUUUUCACAGCCACAGAGGAAAUUUAGGGUUCCAUGAAUCGGCUCAAUUAGCUUUGUCAAAUUGAUAUCUAUUAUAUGAUGGAAAUACUAAUUUUGUAGAAUAACAGUAAUCACACGAAGUGUCCAAGAGAAUAACCUGUGAUGUCCAAAAUAUUAUAAAGGUCGUGUAUGUCAAGAUCACAAUGAAACAAUUAAAUAAAAACCUAUACUAAUUGUUGGUAAAUCAUGUUUGCUUAGGUAUAAAUAUUCCACGAUUGCAGAGUUGUAAACUUUACAAUUCAGUUAUCUCAGCAUACCAACAAAUGUAACAUCACAGGUUACUGGAACCUCCAUAUAUAAAAAAGGAAGUAUUGAACUGUUGAGGAAGUGAACGAGUGCAUACAUCAUGAGACAAAGGUUUCCGAAUUGUGGUGGAAGAUGGUGGGCAAAUUGUCCAAGGUUUUCAUUACUAACAGUAGACGUUGAGAAGCUUCUUAAUGCAUAGCAUUUAUUAAAGAUUAUGUUUUGUAAUAUACACCAUUUUAAAUCUCAAUUAUGUUUUAAAAUGUGACAAAAUAAUAAACUGGGGCCUAAUUCACUAAACUCUCGCAAUUUUGUGAUCUCGUAGUGCAAUGCUGAAAGACUUGCAAAGAGGAUGCUUUGUUGACCCUAAGAGACCUUUGUGAAUUUGUCCACAGGUUUUGUGCGAUAUUUUUAGUUUUCUGUGGUUUUAUGCAAUUAAACUCCAAAAAUUGA